GACAUCAUUUUGAAGAAGUGGGGCUCUCAGACCCCUGAGCAGGUUAAAAUGCUGAGGAUCGGCCAGCAGAGCACCGACUGACCGUCCACCACCCUGCGGCUCACAUAGACGGAGCGGCCGGAGCUUCUGCGCAUCAUGCUGGGCGCCAAACACAAGAAGAACCGGGCCGGGACGUCCGAACCCAAGGCCAUCGACCCCCUGAGGAAUCUGGGGAUUCAGGAUGAUGAAGAUGUGAAGCAGAUGUUGCAGGGUUGCAGCAUGGUGAAAGUCCGAUCAGCUCGUUGGCAGAAACAACGAACCUUGAAGCUUCUGGAUGAUGGUGUGACUAUCUGGUGUCAAUCCCAGAAGACAUCCAGCCGGGCCAAAGAGCAACAAUCCUUCUCUGUCAUGGAAGUAGAGUGUGUUCGUGAAGGCUGCCAGUCAGAAACCCUGCGGCGGAUGGCAGGCUCAGUGCCAGAGGGUCGAUGUUUGACGGUGGUCUUCAAAGGACCCCGGAAGAGUCUGGAUCUCCUGUGCAGCAGUCAGGAGGAGGCCCAGCAUUGGGUCCGAGGCAUCCGCACUCUGCAGGAGAGAGUGGACAACAUGACCCACAAAGAGAAACUUGACCAUUGGAUCCAUGCUUAUCUAAGUCGAGCUGAUCAGAACCGUGAUGACAAGAUGAGCUAUGAGGAGGUGCAGACGCUGCUGCGGAUGAUCAAUGUUGACCUUAGUGAUCAGUACGCUCACAGCCUCUUCCAGAAAUGUGAUCGCUCUGCUGAUGGACGUCUAGACCACGAGGAGAUCGAAGUGUUCUGCAAGGAGUUGCUACGCCGACCAGAGUUGGAUGCUGUCUUCAUUCGUUGCUCUGCCAACAGCUGUGUCCUUUCCACUGUGGAUCUGAGGGACUUCCUGAGGCAGCAGGGGGAGGAUGCCUCCCUGACACACGCUCAGAGUCUCAUCCUCACCUACGAACUCAAUGAGUGGGCCCAGAGAAACCAGUUCAUGACCCCUAAUGGUUUCACAAUGUACAUGCUGUCUAAGGAGAACUGUGUGUUUAACCCCGAACACCUAAGAGUUUACCAAGAUAUGAACCAGCCACUGUCACAUUACUUCAUCUCCUCAUCACACAACACCUACCUCACUAAGGACCAGCUGACCGGGGACAGCAGCACAGAGUCUUACAUACGAGCUCUGAGUCAUGGCUGUCGCUGUGUGGAGCUGGACUGUUGGGAUGGAGACGGAGGAGAACCCAUCAUCUAUCACGGUCACACGCUCACAUCCAAAGUGCCCUUUGUGGAGGUGAUCAAGACCAUCAAUGAGUAUGCCUUUAAGGCAUCUCCCUACCCUCUGAUUCUGUCUCUGGAAAAUCACUGCUCCGUGGAGCAGCAGGCUGUGAUGGCUCGACAUCUCAAAGCCAUCCUGGGGGACAAGCUGCUCCUGAAGCCCCUCCCUGGGCUGAAAUCAUCUGCUUUGCCAAGUCCAGAGGAUCUGAGGGGUAAAAUCCUGGUGAAGGGUAAGAAGGAGAAGGUGGUGGAAGAAUAUCCGUCCAGUUCUUCAGAUUUGGACUCAUCAGAAGAGGAAAGCAGCUUUGAAAAGUCAUCUGGAAAGAAAGUCAAGAAGCCAGGAGUAUCCAAGUUGAGUCCAGAGCUGUCAGAGCUGGUGGUGUACACUUGCAGUGUUCCCUUUAAAAGUUUUGAACAUGCUGCCAAAAAUCCACCAACUGACAUGUGUUCAUUCUCUGAGAGUGAAGCCAUCAGGCUCAUCAAGGACUCAGGGAUGUAUUUUGUACGUCUCAACUGUCACCAGAUCAGCAGGAUCUACCCAUCAGGCCAGCGCCUUCAGUCGUCCAACUACAACCCUCAGGAGAUGUGGAACGCUGGCUGUCAAAUUGUUGCUCUGAAUUUCCAGACGUCUGGUGAGUCGAUGGAUCUAAAUCAAGGCCGGUUUUUGCAGAAUGGUCUUUGUGGGUUUGUCCUAAAGCCCCCUUUCAUGAGACAACCCAGCACCUCCUUCAAUCCAGAGAAUGUUGGAGGUGGUCCGGCUCACAAACCUCUGCUGCUCACUGUUCAGGUUAUUUCAGCUCAGCAGCUACCUAAACCAGAGUGGGACAAACCCAGCACUAUAGUGGAUCCUCAGGUAUGGGUGGAGAUCCACGGAGUUCCCAUUGACAACAUUAAGAAGAAAACUCAUCAUGUGGACAACAAUGGCUUCAAUCCACGCUGGGACUGUACGUUUAACUUCACCGUUCAUGUACCUGACCUGGCUCUGGUGCGCUUCGUAGUGGAGGAUCAUGACUAUACCUCUAGUAAUGACUUCUUAGGGCAGUUUACAUUACCUUUCACCAGUCUUCGCACAGGUUAUCGCCAUGUGCGCCUGCUGAAGCUGGAUGGCUCCAGCCUUUCUCCUGCCUCUCUCUUCAUCCAUGUUAAGAUCACUCCUGCUUAGUCAUCCACUGAACUUAGUCAUCAACUGAACUUUCCAAGUCUCCACUUGGAAGUGGGAGACUUGAUAUCUUUGCCGGGAUUCUGACUUUCCCUUGUGAAUAAUCCAGGUGGAUUCUGUUAAUAUGCAUUUCUGUUGGGUCAGUUGAAAUCAACUGACCCAGCUGCAGCUGGACCCCCAUGGUGUAGCAUCCUGUCAGGUCCUCACUGGAAUUCACUGAGCUCUGGAGAGUGAGCUAUUCUUUCACAAAUGUUUGUCAAAACAAUCUUCAACUGACCCAACAGAGUCAACAGAAAAUCUGUUGACACUACGCUGGAAGGUUUUAAAGAAGCAUGUGUUCAAAUGAAUGCCUGUAAAAAUCACAUUUACUGUGGUUAGUGGAUACUUGAAGACUGAUAUAUCUCAUAUAAUUUUUGUUUACACUGUUUUAUUCCAUAAGACAAUGAUCCAGUCUUGAUGUUUUGAAAUAUGAAGUAUUUUUAUCUAAGACUUGAAAAUUGUUAAUUCAAUAACACCAACUUUUCUGGAGUAGAUUUUUAUCUAAAACUAUAAGUUGUCUUUUUUCUAAUGGCUCUACACGAGUAGAGCCAUUUUGCUGACAGAAAUUACUUGUUCGAUUGUCGCAGAUCUCUCAUCUAAAUCAACCAAGGAUCAAUAUCAGGUUUUCUUCUGUCUAACCUUGUGUCCAGUCAUAUUUCAUUCACGCAUUCUUGAAGCUGAUUAACUUGAUUUAUUUUCUUCAGGUUUGUUUGUUGCCUAUAUUUUCAUAUAUUCUUAAAGUGAUAGUGCUUUAUUUAUUUACCAAGCUUUAGGGGAAUAAUUCAUAUUUUUGAUUGUUUCAAAUUUUGCAGCUCUGACAGAAAUCAUCACGAGGAAAGGCUCCUAAAGCACCAUCUGCAUGUCUUUUUAAACGUUUUAGAAAAACAGUUUUUUACAGUAGACUUCCAGAAAUACAUUUACCAUUUCUGCCAGAAAUGGUAAAUGUAUUUAUCAUGUAUUUUCUUUUCUGUUGGAUGAAGAAAACCAGAAUUUUAGCACCAGCAACUUUAUACCUAAAAUUAUAUUAGCUGAGUUUUAACAAACCAUAACUGCUUACAUCAUGUUAGAGGUAAAUAAAGACCUUAAUACUCAUCUACAAAGGCUGAAAACAGAAAUGAGUGACAAUACAGUCAAAAUCGGAAGAAAAACAAACUAACUUUCUGAAAACCUAAAGACUUACUGAACACUGUUUCAGAAAAUUACAAGAAAUAUUGACUCAUAAGCAAGAUAUAGGAGAACUACUUGGAUCACUGUAAACAGGAACACUGUAAUCUGUGUUGUGUAAUCUGUUGCUGUGUGAAGACAAAAGUAAAAUGGAACUAUAGCAAUAAAACAAGUUGUAAUUUA
Messenger RNA from Poeciliopsis prolifica (blackstripe livebearer), 3807 nucleotides. It is a transcript of the gene plcd3b, whose product is annotated as phospholipase C, delta 3b. Gene Ontology annotation, biological process: lipid metabolic process; intracellular signal transduction. The record is from RefSeq and is a predicted model, not a curated record. The transcript is spliced from 15 exons. Gene Ontology annotation, molecular function: phosphatidylinositol-4,5-bisphosphate phospholipase C activity; calcium ion binding. Lineage: Eukaryota; Metazoa; Chordata; Actinopteri; Cyprinodontiformes; Poeciliidae. The coding region runs from base 136 to 2424 and encodes 762 amino acids.